CCUAUGUCCGUCUGUUCUGCACUCCUCCUCCUCGCUCCGCACUCCCUACGCAUCAGAGAAAGCGUGGAGUCCAUCCAUCCGUUUCUUCUUCCGCUCUAGAGAAGAGUUUUUUUUUUUUUUAAAAGAAAAAGAAAAAGGAAAAUCUGCGACCAUCGGCGACAUGGUCGAGACGCGGCGGAGCUCCACCGCCUCCGCCGCCGCCGCCGCCGCCGCCGCCAAACGCCCGGCUCCUUCUUCCUCCUCCUCCCCCUCGUCCUCCUCGUCCCAAUCCUCCAAACGCCCCAAAAAGGAUGAAUCGAAGCAGCAGCAGGAGGAUGUUACGAAAACCUCGGCCGAUCCGAAGGAAAAAACCGACGUUGAUGAGCUGAGAACGGGUGAUGAAGCGGGAUCACCAAACCUAGAGCAAUCGGAAAAGAAGACGGAAGAGCAGAAAGAGCAGUUGCCGCCAUCUGAGCUCCCACAGAAGUGCAGUAAAAAAGAGAAGCCGCAGGCUUCGUGGGCAAAGCUUAUCUCACAGUGCUCGCAGAACCCUCAUAUUGUUAUCACUGGUUCUCCAUUCACUAUUGGUCAAAAUAAGGCCUGCGACUUGUGCUUGAACGAUCAGCCUGAUGGCAAAAUUCUUUGCAGGCUGAGGCGUAUUCAGUGUGAAGGCGCAUCAGUUGCCUUAGUUGAAAGAGUUGGUAAAAAAGCUUUCAUCCAAGUAAAUGGGAAGACUAUUAAUAGAAAUUCGAGCGUUAUUGUCACAGGAGGGGACGAAGUCAGUUUUGGUUCUUCUGGAAAGCAUGCUUAUAUUUUUCAGUUGCUUACAAAUGGCAAAGUAAAUAAACUAGCGUCACAAUCUUCUCUUGGCAAUUCAAAUUCACAGAGUGUCGCUAUUGAGAAGAUUGAUUCAGAGGAUGGAACAGGAGAGCCUACUGCUUUUCCUGGAGCAAAGCUUAUAGCAAGUCUGUUUGAUCAUCUGAAGGAUCCAACGGCUUCUUCUCCUGCAGUAAGUGGGGAGAAUUGUGACAAAUCUGAAGGCUACAUCUCGGACCAUGAUCAGAAUGCUGAGAAAGGGAAGGAUGAAACUGAAAAUAAUGGAAACACUGAAGUACCUCCCACUAAUAUUAGUCAGCCUAAUGUUACGGCGUCUGGUUCUUCUCGUGAUGGGAAAGUUAGGAAGGUUUCUGGUAGAGCUAAUAAGAGAAGUGCGCUUCUCAUGAAGAUUAGAGCAUCAGCUGCUACUGAGGUUGAUUCGUCAUUAGCUUUACCUACAAGUGCAUCCGAAGCUUAUAAGGAGGGAUUACGACGAGGCAUCAUUAGUGCAAAUGAUAUCGAAGUUUCUCUUGAAAAUUUUCCUUACUAUCUAAGUGAAAGCACGAAAGAUGCACUUCUAUCAUGUGCACAUAUUCACUUGGAGCGCAAGGACUUUGCAAAAUACACUACAAACAUUUCAUCCAUGAACAAGCGAAUUUUAUUAUCUGGCCCUUCAGGAUCGGAAACCUACCAGGAAACUUUGAUAAAGGCUCUUGCGAAGCAUUUUGGUGCUAGAUUCCUCAUAGUUGAUUCUCUUCCACUACCUAGUGUGUCUUCUUCAAAAGAUCCUGAAUCUCUAAAGGGAGGUGGAAAGGCCGAUAUAAACAGAAGCGUUACUAAGUAUCGAUGCAUAAUGGUUGAUGGUGUACGUGUAAACCGGCCGGUUUCAAAUAUGGAGGCUGAUAUACUAAGCCAAUCUACUUCAAAUUCUCAGUCUUUGCCAAAGGCACUGUCGACAAAGAAUCACACAUUCAAAGAAGGCGAUAGGGUGAAGUAUGUAGGUGCAAUUCCAGCAAGUCUUCCUUUUACUACGCAGCAGAGGGGUCCUGAUUAUGGUUAUCGAGGCAAAGUUCUUCUUGCCUUUGAAGGAAAUGGCUAUAAAGUUGGAGUGCGAUUUGAUAAGAAAAUCCCAGAGGGUAAUGACCUUGGCGGUUUAUGCGAGGGAGAUCACGGUUACUUCUGCUGUGCUGAUACACUUCGCCCUGACCUUUCUGGAGUUGGAAAUGAAGCCGAAAAGCUGGCCGUCAGCGAGUUGUUUGAGGUUGUCAUAGAAGAGAGUAAAACUGGUCCUUUGAUCAUUUUACUGAAGGACAUUGAGAGAUUUGGCACUGGAAAUACAGAAUCAUAUGUGACACUGAAGACUAAGCUUGAUAUGCUACCUCCGGGUGUUCUUGUCAUAGGUUCUUACACACAGGCUGACAACAGCAAAGAGAAGUCAAAUAAUGGAAGCCUUCUCUUCACAAAAUUUUCAAGCAGCCAGUCGUUGUUUGACUUCGCUUUCCCGGACAACCUGUAUGGUAGGAUACAUGAGAGGAGCAAAGAAUUGCCCAAGUCAAUGAAGCAGCUUACUAAACUUUUUCCUAACAAGAUUUCUAUAGACCUUCCGCAGGAUGAAGCCCAACUACAAAGUUGGAAACAGCUGUUGGAUCGUGAUGUCGAAACCCUUAAAGCCAAGGCCAAUGUUGGCGUUAUCCGCUCUUUUCUAAAUCGCAAUGGAAUGGACUGUGAUGAUCUUGAAGCAAUAUCCGUGAAGGACCAAGCUCUACCUAAUGAAAAUGUGGACAAAAUUGUUGGGUUCGCUCUUACUCAUCACCUUAAGCACAACAAUGUUGAAGCAUCCAGUGAGAAUGCUAAACUCAUGAUUUCCAGUGACAGCCUCAAGCAUGGGCUCAAUAUGUUCGAAAGCACGCAAAGUGAUACAAAGAAUUCGAAAAAGUCACUCAAGGACGUGAUCGCUGAGAAUGAAUUCGAGAAAAGACUUCUGGUUGAUGUUAUUUCACCUAAUGAUAUUGGGGUCAAUUUUGAUGAUAUUGGAGCCUUAGAGAAUGUAAAGGACACUUUGAAGGAAUUGGUGAUGCUUCCUCUACAAAGGCCAGAACUGUUCUGCAAAGGACAGUUGACAAAGCCGUGCAAGGGAAUAUUGCUAUUUGGUCCGCCGGGUACUGGAAAGACCAUGCUUGCUAAAGCUGUUGCAACAGAAGCAGGUGCGAACUUUAUCAACGUAUCAAUGGCGAGCAUUUCCUCAAAGUGGUUCGGAGAAGGAGAGAAAUUUGUAAAAGCUGUUUUCUCUUUGGCAAGUAAAAUUGCUCCUAGCGUCAUUUUCGUUGAUGAGGUUGACAGUAUGUUAGGAAGGAGGGAGAAUCCAGGGGAACAUGAAGCUAUGCGCAAGAUGAAGAAUGAAUUUAUGAUGAACUGGGACGGGCUGCGUACAAAAGAAAAAGAGCGAGUAUUGGUUCUUGCUGCCACAAACAGGCCUUUUGAUCUUGACGAGGCGGUCAUAAGGAGGCUUCCUCGAAGAUUAAUGGUAAACUUACCGGAUGCAUCAAAUAGAGCAAAAAUUCUUCGAGUAAUAUUGUCCAAGGAAGAAUUAGCUCCAGAUGUUAAUUUGGAAGCGGUCGCUAAUAUGACAGAUGGAUAUUCAGGAAGCGACUUGAAGAACCUGUGCGUUACUGCUGCUCAUUGCCCUAUCAGAGAAAUUCUGGAGAAGGAAAAGAAGGAGAAAAGCUUAGCAGAAGCAGAAGGUAGACCUCUACCUACGUUGCAUGGAAGCGAGGAUAUUCGUCCUUUAAACAUGGAAGACUUCAAAUAUGCACAUGAACAGGUGUGCGCGAGCGUAUCGUCUGAUUCUGCAAAUAUGAGUGAGCUUAUCCAGUGGAACGAGCUCUACGGCGAAGGCGGGUCGAGGAAGAAGAAAUCCCUCAGCUAUUUUAUGUAGGAUGCAUCUAUUUUUUACUUCUCUCUCUCCCUCUUUCCCUCUCUCUCUCUCUCUCUCUCUCUCUCUCCCCACCCCCCCAUCUCCCCCCCCAAAGAAUUGUUUCAUUUGUUUUGUUCUUCCAUCUAGUAGUUCUUUAGUCGAUAGUUUAUAUCGCCCUUCGGUUGUAUUUUGUCCAUCUUAUUUAGAGCUUCAACAAUUGCCUUUUUCUUUCGUAAAUCCGGCACUUUUAGCAUGGCUAGAGGCCUCUCUAUCUGUGUAUAUUGCAGCUUUUCAGAAAGAGCAAAAAAAAAAAAAAAAAAAAAAAA
Ananas comosus (pineapple) is the source of this 4035-nucleotide messenger RNA. RefSeq lists its product as uncharacterized. The transcript is spliced from 27 exons. The record is from RefSeq and is a predicted model, not a curated record. Gene Ontology annotation, molecular function: ATP binding; ATP hydrolysis activity; protein binding. Bases 161 to 3730 code for a protein of 1189 amino acids. Gene Ontology annotation, cellular component: mitochondrial outer membrane. Lineage: Eukaryota; Viridiplantae; Streptophyta; Magnoliopsida; Poales; Bromeliaceae.